Parastagonospora nodorum SN15 is the source of this 418-nucleotide messenger RNA. RefSeq lists its product as hypothetical. Gene Ontology annotation, cellular component: dolichol-phosphate-mannose synthase complex; endoplasmic reticulum membrane. The record is from RefSeq and is a predicted model, not a curated record. Gene Ontology annotation, molecular function: enzyme regulator activity. Lineage: Eukaryota; Fungi; Ascomycota; Dothideomycetes; Pleosporales; Phaeosphaeriaceae. Gene Ontology annotation, biological process: GPI anchor biosynthetic process. The coding region runs from base 43 to 306 and encodes 87 amino acids. The transcript is spliced from 3 exons.
GAAGGUCAUUGCAGUCACUCGUUCACCCAGCAAUCAUUCAAGAUGCUCGACCGCCUCGUAGGCCUCAGCAUGCUCAUCGCAGCAACCUCCAUCUUCGUCUACUACACUGUCUGGACACUGUUCAUGCCAUUCGUCGACGACGACCAUUUCCUCCACAACCUCUUCCUGCCACGCGUCUGGGCCAUCCGCAUCCCUGUCAUCCUCAUCAUUCUCGGCUCCACCGUUGUCGGCAGCUUCCUCUCCGUCGUCAUGAUCAAGAGCAAUCGCAAGAAGGCCCUCAAGGCGCAGCAGAAGAAGGCAUCAUAGAGUGACAUGGAAGUAAAACGAGGUCACUCAAAGCAUCAGGGCGGCGCAAGGGGAACACUGGGCCAUGAACGUUGUCUUUGCAAGAGAUCAUAAUAUAAUCAAUAUUUUCAAA